Lolium perenne is the source of this 2043-nucleotide messenger RNA. Its product is annotated as GTP 3',8-cyclase, mitochondrial. Gene Ontology annotation, molecular function: GTP 3',8'-cyclase activity; 4 iron, 4 sulfur cluster binding; cyclic pyranopterin monophosphate synthase activity. Gene Ontology annotation, biological process: Mo-molybdopterin cofactor biosynthetic process. The record is from RefSeq and is a predicted model, not a curated record. NCBI's taxonomy places the organism in Eukaryota, Viridiplantae, Streptophyta, Magnoliopsida, Poales, Poaceae.
CCCUAGGCAGGCAUGUGAAGUUCAAAGAAAAAUUGGUUCAGCUCACUCCAUCCUCCCAGUCCAACAGUCUGCCGUACAAUCGAGUUGACCCCACCAGCCAGUUGAAGAAUCAGCCCCGAUGCAGCCCGCCGCCUCCCAUGUGACCUCGAGUCUCCGCCGUCGCCUCCUCUCCGCGUCCCGGCGAGCGCCGACCUCCCAGGCCGUCUCUUCCUUCCCCACCUCCGGUGGAGUCGUGAGGGAGAGGGAGCCAUGGGGCUCACCGGCGACGCGCUCGACGCCGUCGAGCUGCUUCCCCACCGCCCCGCCACCGGCUACUCCUGUCCCCUGCCCCCUCCCCCGUUCAUCCUCGUUUUUGCCUCGUCCACAGCUGCUGCUACCACAAGUUCGCGGCCUCUCCUCUGCUCGCCCCCUCCGCUUCGCCGGCGAGGUGCUUCGCCGAGGUCUAAUUGGGGACAGCUUUCGUUCUCCGUUUGAUACCAUGAGCGUAGGACUGCAAAGUUUGACCAGGACUCCCUCUUCAACUUAUAGCCGUGGUUGCUCCAGUACAUAUGCGACUUCUUGUGCUACCAAGCCAGAGGCUCUACCAGUGGAAAUACCGACGUCAGAUAUGCUUAUCGAUUCAUUUGGGAGGUUUCACAAUUACUUAAGAAUCUCCUUGACUGAGCGCUGUAACCUGAGAUGUCAAUACUGUAUGCCCGCUGAAGGAGUCGAGCUCACUCCGAAGUCAGACCUUCUGUCACAUGAUGAGCUAAUUCGAGUUGCCAGUCUUUUUGUUACUUCUGGUGUGGACAAGAUCCGAUUAACUGGUGGAGAACCAACAGUUAGAAAAGAUCUCGAAGACAUUUGUUUACAUCUUUCUGGCCUGAAGGGACUGAAAACUCUUGCAAUUACCACAAACGGGAUCGUUCUCUCCAAGAAGCUUCCAAGACUGAAAGAAUGUGGUCUUAAUGCUUUAAAUAUUAGCUUGGACACAUUGGUCCCUGCAAAGUUUGAAUUCAUGACGAGGCGUAAAGGGCACUCAAAGGUCAUGGAAUCAAUAGAUACUGCCAUAGAACUUGGAUAUAACCCUGUGAAGAUUAAUUGCGUUGUCAUGCGUGGAAUGAAUGAUGAUGAAAUCUGUGAUUUUGUUGAAUUGACCAGACACAAACCUAUUAAUGUUAGAUUUAUCGAGUUCAUGCCAUUUGAUGGUAAUGUUUGGAAUGUCAAGAAGCUGGUCCCUUAUGCGGAAAUAAUGGAUAAAGUGCGUCAACAUUUUGAAGGCGUAGAGAGACUUAAAGACCACCCUUCAGACACUGCAAAGAAUUUCAAGAUUGAUGGGCAUGUUGGAACAAUUUCAUUUAUUACAUCAAUGACAGAGCAUUUUUGUGCUGGCUGCAAUAGAUUGCGACUACUGGCGGAUGGCAACUUCAAAGUAUGCUUAUUUGGGCCCUCAGAGGUGAGCCUGAGAGAGCCUAUUCAUUCUGGUAUUGAUGAUGCUGGACUGAAGGAAAUAAUUAGUGCUGCGGUUAAAAGGAAAAAAGCUAAACAUGCUGGGAUGUUUGAUAUUGCCAAGACAGCAAAUAGACCAAUGAUACAUAUUGGUGGCUAAGCGAUGCCGAGAUUCGAUCCAGUCCUUAUACUACACGGACAGCUGGGCCACGAUCGAUCCGACUUUCACGGGAGCGUUUGCCAGGAUCGCCUGAAGCCCACAGCUAGCACGACUUGGAUCAGCGCCCGAGUUCCUUCUCACCUGCGUGCGACUAAGAAAAAAUGUUAUUGCUGUUGUUUCCGGACAAAUGUUACACAUUUAGCUCCGGAAACAGGAAACCCAGAAGUCAGCAUUUAAAUACUUAGAAAAUGCAGUCCCUUACUUGCGAAACAGCAUUUCGGAACCUCACACCGAUCAGUCUUGACAUGUUUGUACUUUUGACAACACAUACCACAGACUGAACUGUUUAUGUUGUACAAUGUAUCCUUCUCAAAUUCAGCUGUUGCUAAGUUGUAUAAUAUUCAUGUUGUAAUGUAUUAGUAUUAUGGAAUGAAGAAAUUGAUUGUAUGCCACCA